UUAGACACCGCCAAGAUUGGUUUGAGAGAAAGGAUGGUAAAACUGCUUAAGAGGAAUUUCGAGUUUACUACUAACAAAGUCAAUAGCCUUUUGGUCGUUGUCGAUUGAAAGGGGGACAUUUAUUAACGUGACAUGCGAAAGGAGGAUUUGUCUAUCUAGUUAGCGAUAUAAUAGCCUACCUGCUUUAAAAGUUGGAGGUAGCUUGUUAUGUUAGCAAGUAAGCUAACCAUUUGCUACUGCUAAUUUAGUGCAUUGACCGAGUUGUCUAGCAUGCUACUACUGUAGCUACUUCCCGUUGUUUAUACCAACUAAUUUAUCCGUCAACUGAUCAUCAAAAUAUUAGUCGUGCUCUUGUAACUAACCAGUUAUAUAACUGUAUAUCUUUCGCUCGCAUGUUUGUUAAGAAUUGCAAACGUAGCUAGCUAACAUUUAUGCCGUUUUAUAUUAGUUAUGUUUGCAGAUAUAUUCUCUAAAUAACGUUACCGUUAUAAUAUCCUCAGGCAGUGGUUUGCGCUGGCUAAAGCUUACUCUUCCAGUCUUCGCUUUUCGACCACUUAUUAAUGGCACGUUUUAUUUAAGCUUUGUUAUAACUAGCUAUACAUUAACUUUUUAUUUUAUCGCCCGUGGCCUUCAAGCGCGAGUAAUAUUAUUCAUAGUUAUUAGCAAGCUAGGUGACUAGCGAGGUUACUUUGAAAAGCAUCCAUUUUGAGAUUGAGACAUGAUUGACCAGAAAGCUGACUAACUGUAAUUCCAUGUAUGCUCCGCAAUAAAACAUCUGUCUGAUGCGAGGAUUAUUGGGUUGCUUAGAAACCUAAAUGUAAUUAGCUAGCUAUUAUUCCAGAAUCACGAUCAUUUGGCGUCUAGUUUUGUUUCCUGUUUGGCGAUAGGGAUUUAGACCUCCUCUUCCUCUGUCCUCGAUGCCAACAAAAACAGCCGCCGAAGAAGCAGAAGAAAAGAGUGCACUUGAAAGUAAUUGGUGACAUAUCAGAGGAGGAUAAUGGCCAAAGAUGUGAGUCUGAUCAGAGACAACCAGGUUGGUCUGAUGGAAACCAAUGGAGAAUUGAAGGUUUUCAUUGACCAGAAUCGGAGUCCUAGUAAAGGUGUCCUGUCUCUGGUUGCUGUCCAUCCUGUGUCAAUCCCCAUGGCUAAACAACUACUGCCUAAAACCCUGGGGCCCUCCAAUGUCAACAUUGCUCCACACAUGGUGAUUGGUACGCCCCAGAGGCCCAGUGUUUCCAGUGCCAUACUUGUGAACAGCCCUCAAACACCCAACUCCCAGUUCCUCACACAGAGCCAGCCGGCCGACGCAUCGCCAUGGUCCUCGGGGAAGCGUGGUAAGAAGGGGGAGAAGAAUGGCAAGGGCCUGAGACAUUUCUCCAUGAAGGUGUGUGAGAAGGUGCAGAAGAAAGGUGUAACCACCUACAACGAGGUGGCAGACGAGCUGGUGGCGGAGUUCAGCGCUGCAGACAACCACAUCUCCCCCAACGACUCACAUGUGUACGACCAGAAGAACAUCAGACGGCGUGUGUAUGACGCGCUCAACGUGCUCAUGGCCAUGAACAUCAUCUCUAAAGAGAAGAAAGAGAUCAAGUGGAUUGGUCUGCCUACCAACUCAGCCCAGGAGUGCCAGAACCUAGAGGUGGAGAGACAAAGGCGACUGGAGAGAAUCAAGCAGAAGCAGUCACAACUCCAAGAACUCAUAUUACAGCAAAUAGCCUUUAAGAACCUGGUGCAGCGGAACAGACAGACGGAACAGCAGGCCAACAGACCUCCGCCCCCCAACUCUCUCAUCCACCUCCCCUUCAUCAUCAUCAACACCAGCAAGAAGACAGUCAUCGACUGUAGCAUCUCAAACGACAAGUUUGAGUACCUGUUUAACUUCGACAACAUGUUUGAGAUCCACGAUGAUAUUGAGGUGCUGAAGCGUAUGGGCAUGGCCUGUGGCCUGGAGGUGGGCAAAUGUUCCCCGGAGGACCUGAAGGUGGCACGCAGCCUGGUGCCCAAAGCCCUGGAGCCCUACGUCACAGAGAUGGCCCAGGGUCCCAUCAGUAACGUCUACAUCACUGGAGGAUCCUCCACCAACGGGCGGCGCCAUCACGGCCAGGGCAGUGACAGCGGUGCAGAUGGUCCCCUGGCCUCCAGCUCUAAUGACUCUCACUACAGCAGCUCCCGUGUUGAGACCCCCGUGUCGUACAUGGGGGAUGAUGACGAGGAGGACGACUACGACGAGAACGACGAUGAAGAUUAACUUUCUGCCGUGCCAAGCCUCUCGAACAAGCAGUCUGUCUCUUUUUCUCCCUCUUCUUCUCUCUCUCUCUCUCUCUCUCUCUCUCUCUCUCUCUCUCUCUCAGUA
Molecule: messenger RNA, 2353 nt
Organism: Oncorhynchus tshawytscha (Chinook salmon)
Lineage: Eukaryota; Metazoa; Chordata; Actinopteri; Salmoniformes; Salmonidae
Product: transcription factor Dp-1
Exons: 12
Coding region: 998-2248 (416 amino acids)
Biological process (GO): regulation of transcription by RNA polymerase II; regulation of cell cycle
Cellular component (GO): transcription regulator complex; nucleus
Molecular function (GO): RNA polymerase II transcription regulatory region sequence-specific DNA binding; DNA-binding transcription factor activity, RNA polymerase II-specific
Source: RefSeq, a predicted model, not a curated record